Molecule: messenger RNA, 225 nt
Organism: Pipistrellus nathusii (Nathusius's pipistrelle)
Lineage: Eukaryota; Metazoa; Chordata; Mammalia; Chiroptera; Vespertilionidae
Source: the annotation of a GenBank genome assembly
AUGGACAGUGAAGUACAGAGAGACGGAAGGAUCUUGGAUUUGAUUGAUGAUGCAUGGCGAGAAGACAAGCUGCCCUACGAGGAUGUUGCAAUACCGCUGAAUGAGCUUCCUGAACCUGAGCAGGACAACGGUGGCACCACGGAAUCUGUGAAAGAACAAGAGAUGAAGUGGACCGACUUGGCCUUACAGUACCUGCACGAGAAUGUCCCCCCCGUAGGAAACUGA